Molecule: messenger RNA, 1291 nt
Organism: Labrus mixtus (cuckoo wrasse)
Lineage: Eukaryota; Metazoa; Chordata; Actinopteri; Labriformes; Labridae
Product: olfactory receptor 52Z1P-like
Exons: 1
Coding region: 198-1157 (319 amino acids)
Biological process (GO): G protein-coupled receptor signaling pathway
Cellular component (GO): membrane
Molecular function (GO): olfactory receptor activity; G protein-coupled receptor activity
Source: RefSeq, a predicted model, not a curated record
UGUAAGCGUAACAGGGUCGAUUCUAACUUGACAUUGUCUAAAGAAAGCCUGUUACUGAAAUACUGUUUGUUUGUUGACUUGUAAAACUUGAAUUAGUUUGGUCUUUAUUCUAAUGCUUGCAUAUCAUUUGCUGUUUAUUUUAACUUGUUCCAUCUGAUAAUUGCUGGUAUAGGCUGUUAUUGUGAUUUAAAAGGAUUAUGUUGUACACUAAUAUAACAAGUAUAAAUCAUUUCUUUAUCACUGGAUUUCCUGGACUUUCUCUGGAGCACUAUGGGAUUGUGUCGUGCCUGCUUCUUGUGCUCUUCUUGGCGAUAGUGUUUGGAAAUAUGUUUCUUUUAGUGUUUGUUAAAUGUGAAAGCUCUCUUCACAGACCCACAUAUCUUAUCUUUUGCCACUUGGCAUUAACUGACUUAACAUUUGGAACUGUUACUUUGCCAAAGAUUAUCUCUAAAUAUUGGUUUGAUGACAGCAUUAUUUCAUUUUAUGGCUGCUUUGCACAGAUGUACUUUAUUCAUCUUAUAGGUGCAGCUCAUUCUUUUAUCCUGAUGGUGAUGGCUCUCGAUCGCUCUAUCGCAAUUUAUGCUCCUCUGCGUUACACUGUCCUUUUCACAAACACAUCUGCGUCUGUGCUUUGUGUUAUAUCCUGGUUACUGCCAACAUCAUGGAUGGUGGGAGUAGUAUUAGAUGCUCUUUCACUCCCUUACUGUAACUCAAACAUCAUUGUACAGUGCUAUUGUGAUCAUAUAGCAAUAACAUCACUGGGAUGUGAGAACGUACGAGACGUUCACAUAGUUGCAUUUGGUCUUGCCAUGUUCAGUCUGUUGGUGCCUCUUGGUUUUAUCAUCAUAUCAUAUUUUAUCAUCAUUGUUGCUGUGAUGAGAAUCUCGAGCGCUCAGAGCCGCAUCAAGACUUUGUCGACCUGCACGCCGCAGCUUCUCAUCACGUUCCUGUAUUAUAUGCCAAGGUGCUUCGUAUACCUGGCUAAUAAUGUGGGAUUCACUUUCAGUGUUCCUGUUCGCAUUGUUGUUGUAAUGCUUUACAGUUUGUUACCUGCCGCUGUCAACCCCAUAAUAUACUGUUUCAAAACAAAGGCUAUCAAAGACAGCUUGAAAAGGAAAUUCUUAGUUAGGAAGGUUAACAUCAGAACAAAAACAUGAUUAGCAAAAUGUUUGAAAGAGUAACGAUUUAUUUAAUACGGUUCCGAGGAGCAAUGUGCGAUGAAGCCAAGUGAUAUGUUACAAUGUGCUUUGUUUGCUGUUUCAAAGGUUUCACAGUCCAGUGAUUUUAGAGU